UACAACUAUGCAUUUUAAUGAAAAGGUUACCUAACCAUGAAGUUAUCAUAAACCACAGUACAAUUAUAUAAACAUGGUAUUUGGAAUACACAAUUGAAAACAUUUAAAAUAUCUUAACAUAAAUAAGCCAUUGAUAUAUCGAGUAUUUUUAUAAGUAAUGGCAUCAUUUCUCGUGUUUGUGUACUAUACAUAUAUCGUGAUAAUCUCAUCAAGCGUCUUCGGUUCCGGUCUUCAUGUGCCAGGUGACGUUACAUUGGCGGCCAUGAUGACCGUGCACGAGGCGGCGACUGGAGGCGGAUGCAGUUCACGUGUACAUGUGUCCUCGGUGAUGCAUGCGGAGGCUGUCACGUGGUACAUUCAAAACCUUAACAACUUUGGUGGACUUCCGUUUUCAAUCGGCAUUGAUAUUUACGAGACAUGCGGAGAUUCGAUGGCAGCGACGCAGACAGCGGUACUUCUCAUGAGCGACGUACUUUCCGGAAAUAAGACGUCACCACUUAUAGGUGUAUUGGGCCCUGAAAGCAGAGUGGAUGCAGCGGCAAUCGCUCCUGUCCUCGGGUCUGUCUCACCGGAAGUAAGGCUUUUGCAACUGCAGUUCUCCACCCCAGCUUCCGGUGGCGAUGACUACAGGAAGUUCCAGAAUGUGGCCAGUCUAGUUCCUGACGAUGAUCUUCAGAUUGAGGUGAUGGUUGCAACAAUGGAACAGCUUGGUUGGAAACGGAUCGCAGUGCUAUACCAGGACGACGCGGGCGUCCGGCAUCUCUGGGAACGGCUACAAGAGUUGACCAGCGACCGCGGCAUCUGCGUCUCCCGAUCAUCGGCUAUCACAUUCACAAACGGUAUUAGCUCAAGUCAGAUAACAUCGGCGUUGGAACACGUGAUCGAGGACGAGAUUUCCGGUCUCGUUUUCCUUGGAGUCGCUCCUGUCGCUGUUAAGGUGUUCCGCGCACUGGAUACUUCAGGGUACUCUAACAGCCCCGUCGUCAUUUUGUCGGAAUCGGCAUCUAUGCAAAUGGCCGUCUUCCGGCGCGCAGACGACACGCUCAUAGGGCAAUCUCUUGGUACCCUUUCCGUAGCGCCGCCCUACAUGCCUGUAGGGGAGUUUCUACAACACUGGCGCGCAAUAUUUACAAAUGCGACCGUCUUUCAACAGCGCAGCGCCAUCAACCCCUGGCUAGAUGAUGUAUAUUAUGACGUCACCGGAUGCGAUGCAAAGGAUUGUGCUAUCAGUCAAAUGGAUGCUGUUCUAUACAACGCUACAUUUAGGGACUACUUCGAUGAUUUAUACACAUUGUAUGCCAUAGCAGGCUCGCACUUAAUCGUGAAAGCAGCUAGGAAUCAGUAUAUAAGUAUGUGUGGUUCGAAUACCGGCGGCAUGGGGUUGUGUGAAGAUUUUAUUGCAAAUUUCAAACCUGGUGUCAUGGUCGAUGCAGUAAAGGGCACGGACAUUAAUUUUAAAGACGAUUUUGAUUGGAAUCCUGCGAGCCUGCUCAAUAUGACCACGAUUUCACUAUCUACCCAAGGUGAAAUAGACGGGGACAACCGAAAGUACGAGUUGUACAACUUGCAAUCAGGGGAAACACUUGUUAAGGUCGGUGACUUCACAAGCGGUCGGCUAAUUUUAGAUACAAGUCUCAUCCGUGAUUACAACGGGGAUAUCGAGUUAAUGUGGCCGCAGCUUCGGAAGGCAGUUUGUCCCUCUGGUCACGAUUGUGAUGAGUGUUACUCUAUUUCCAAUCUUAAAGAACGCUAUAUUGUCGACGAAGGGGACGCGUAUAUUGUCGGAAUUAAUCCCAUUUUUAACUCUGACGGAGAAACCGGGUGUGGUGAGAUUUCUACGACAAACACUUAUGCGGUUGUUGAGGCGAUUCGGUUUGCAGCCAACCAGAUCAAUAAGAGCAAUUUGUAUUUUUCACAUUUAAAAAUCGGUGUGAUUGUGUUGUGUACGUGCAAUAACCCUGUAGUGGUGCAAAGAAAGAUUUACGAAUUGGUCAAAGAUGGUGUGAUGUUACGAGAUGGAACAAGAGUAAACGUAAAGGACAAAAUCAUUGGAUUUAUUGGUGAUGUUGGGAGUACCAUCAGUAUUUCCGUUGCCGAGGUUCUUUCCCGUCUCAAAUACGUACAAAUCAGUUACGCAUCAACAAGUCCCGCCCUCAGUGACAGAAGUAAAUAUCCAUAUUUCAUGCGUACAGUAACCCCUGACGACGCUCAAGCUAAGGCAAUGAUCGAUUUGCUAAACGAUCUCGGAGCGGACUAUAUACAAGUCAUUUACAGCGCGGGAGCGUACGGCGAAGGUGGACGAGAUAAAGUUAAAGAGGAAGCCUUAGAGGCUGAUAUUUGUGUGUCGCAAACCAUCGAAGUCACGGAGCAAAACUACCAUCUGGUAUAUGACCAAUUGCUCAACACUGCAAGUGCGACGACUGUCAUAGUUUUCGUACGAUCUCACAUGGUGCAGCCUCUGAUGGUCGAACUGCAGAAGAGAGUGAAAACGGGCGAAUUUAUGUUUAUCGGCUCCGAAGCUUGGUCAAGGAAUACCCAGGUCUUAGAAGAAGACGAUAAACAAAUCUUGCUUGGGUCUUUUACUCUUGUUCUUGAAAUCAGUCCCGACAGUCUGCUCGUGGACCACACAAAGAGUUUAGACCCACAACCACUUGACGAAAACCCCUGGGUCACUUUAUAUCUACAAGAGAAACUUGGCUGCUAUUUUAACACAAGUUUUAGGAAGACAUACGCAAAUGAAUGCGCUAUGACUAAUCCACUGAACAAACCAAAUUUUGUUCUGGACACUUGGUCUACCUCAGCGUUUGUAGCAACUCGUGCAAUGCUCAUGGGAGCUCAUCAACACCAUAUUAACACCUGUGGCACUGAGUCUACGACAUUGUGUCCACAAUUUAGUAGUCCCCGAGAGAUAGACAACCUUGUCGAGCAAAUCCGGUCUGUCGAGCUUGACCUUGAGGGUAAGGGUGAUGACGUCAAAGUUUUUACUGCGAAUGGGGACGGCAACGUCGGGUACCGUAUCUACAACGUCAUUCAAGACGCAGGAGACAGGUCGAGAUUAGAGUAUAAAGAGGUUGGCCGUUACCCGCUUGAAGGGAGCUUUACUAUCAAUCUGAACAACGCUCAUGUGUCAAAGGAGACUGUUUCCGUCUGUCCAAACAUACAGACAUGUGCUGGGUGUAAGAAAGAAGCUACUACAGUACAGCCACAACAAAUGAGUGAGGCAAAUGUUGGAAUGAUAGUCAUUGGGUCGUUAUUUGGACUGGCGAUGCUCGCCGUUAUCGUCCUUGUUGUUAUGAUUGUUCUGUUGCGACGAGCUCAUAUCAAAGACAAAGACAAGAUCUACUUAAACCCAACAACACUUGAAAGAGACCACACCGAAUCACAUGUGUAUCAUCAGGAUAUGCAUUUCAUGCAAGUGCGAACGGAAGCUGUAGGAAAGUCCCCGGAAGCAACCCCGCCACCCUCCCACUGUGAAAGUAGCGGUGUUUUUCAUGACAUAAUCUUACAAGAGGAUAAUAACAAGACAGUUACGACGCAGACAUCCGAUAUGUGAUUGGUGUGUUGAAUAUAGAGGUAGUCGAGGUUGUAUUAUUGCUUUUAUCUCUAAACAUAAAGACAGGAGAACUUUUUUUUAAAUUACUAAUUUUACAGUCAUUUUGACAGUUCAUCAUCAUCAUCAUCAUCAUCAUCAUCAUCAUCAUCAUCAUCAUUGUCACCGUCUUCGUCAUGGCAGCAGUACCACAGCAGUAGUAGCAGCAGCAUUCAUACAUUUUAAACAAUAAAAAAAUAUGAUGCUCAGUAUAAUCAGCUAUACAUGUACCAAAUAAAUACUCCAGACAUCGACUUUCUCAUAUUAAGUAGUUUGCAUUUGUUUUUGACUGUGGACCACCUCUUUACUGCAAAAACGUAUACACAUUGUAUUUUUGCCCUCAAUGUUGUAUUUAAUAUUUUUUGAUUGCAAAUUACUUGCAUGUAUUUGUGUUUGUUUACUCGGAAUAAAUAUUAUCGAAAGACA
Messenger RNA from Mya arenaria, 4015 nucleotides. RefSeq lists its product as uncharacterized. Gene Ontology annotation, molecular function: adenylate cyclase inhibiting G protein-coupled glutamate receptor activity. The record is from RefSeq and is a predicted model, not a curated record. The transcript has 10 exons. Gene Ontology annotation, biological process: G protein-coupled receptor signaling pathway. The coding region runs from base 158 to 3553 and encodes 1131 amino acids. Gene Ontology annotation, cellular component: membrane. NCBI's taxonomy places the organism in Eukaryota, Metazoa, Mollusca, Bivalvia, Myida, Myidae.